UGGUGCGAUCAGCAACACCCUGUAAACGACGAUAAAUUGCACCUCUGGUCAACGGAGAAUUAGAUGGCUGAUUAUACGACUGGCCAGAAGGAGCUCGUCGGGUUACCGUCGUCUGAUGAUGAAACUCCGUAUGAGUCUUCCCCAUCGCCCAUUGACGACAGGCUCUCUGCUUUCCUUGAAACGUUUACAACACAACUUCAUUACUCGCAACCUGUAUCUAAGCGUGGACUGUUUGUUUUUUGGAGCCAAAACUUAUCAUCUCAAAGUAAUCGAUAUUCCGAUAAUCGUGGAUUGGUUCUUGAUAUUACUGAUCCUUGGGAGAUUCAAACAGCGAUAAAAUCUGCAUUUUGUAAAGUUGAAUUGUGUUCUUUUGAUGGGUUAAUUCAGUUUUGGGCACCCGUGGAAUCAAGCAGUAGACGCCUGCUUACAACUUACGAUCAACCUUUUGCCCUAAAAUACCUUGACUCUGGGCUCCAGAAAUAUAGGUUAUUUUCUCUUAAGUAUCAGUAUAAUAUCGAUGCCAAUAAGCUUGAAGUUGGAGAUGACACUACGAUUAUUAGUGGUGCACCUGCAAAUUCAUUCGUAAAUCAUUUGGCAGAGGUAGUUCUGGAUAUGCGAGUUUACCAUGGGAAUCCAUUGAUGCGUUCUGCUUUGGAAUGUGAAUUGAUGUCUUGUUUUCUUCUGCCUAUUUGUGAUCCUUCUCAAAGCCGGUGUGUUGGUGUUGUUGAGUGUUCUGCCAAUAAGCUUGAUGAUCUUCUUGAAAUUUUCAACCACAUGAACACUGCACUACAGAAAGUGGGUCUAUCUACAUUUCAUGGACAAGAACGUAUGCUAUACAAGAGUAUAGUGGGUCUGAAACACGUGACUGAUGAAAUCGAGGAGGCAUUACAGAGAGUAUGUGAAUCACACGACUUGACUCUUGCUCAAGUGUGUAUCGCUUAUGAGGAUACACAUAUGAAACGAAUAAUACCACUCAAAUUGAUAGCUCAUUGUGAUAAUUCAGAUGAUGAAGAUCGUUUGUCGUUUAAGGAUUAUUAUGCUAUCUGUGAUAUGCUUCCUUUGCAAAUAGGGGAAGGACUUGUUGGGAAGGCACUUCAAAAUUACGAACCACACUUGUGUAGAAAUAUCUAUGAGAUGAGUAAUUAUGAGUUGUCGCUGUUAUUUCCUAUUACCAUUAAAGAACAUAGUUGCUUUGUUAUAUGUUUGAGGAGCAUUGAGACUGGUAAUAUUGAUUAUGUUUUUGAAUUUUUAUGGCUCCAAAGUCGAAACCAUAUGAUCUUGUUGGAGUCGAUCAUAUUAACACUAAAGAGGUGUUUGCCAAAUUUCAAAUUUUCUUCUGGUUUACAACUUGGUGAUGAAUUACUUGUUGUAGAUAUCAAGUUUAAUUCUGGUGUAGAAUUAAGUGUUCAAGAUUUCACAUUUGCUUUUGGUGCUGAACUUGGUGAUGUAACUUCUUCUAAAAGUGAAAUUGAAUAUUUCAAGAUUUUUGAAGGAAAGAAAUCAUCACCAAUACCCACAUUAUUGGAAAAAGGAAUGAGGCUAGUAGCUGAGGAGUGCAUAGGACCUUUGGACGUGAAAUGCAAGACAACCGAAAAGGCAUUACCUCGAGAGGACAUCGAGCAACAAUUUGGAAGAACAAUGAAAGAAGCAGCAAAAAACCUUAAUGUUUCCUUGUCAACAUUGAAACGCAAGUGUAGGGUGCAUGGCAUUUCUGAAUGGAAAGGACCAAGCUUUGGAAACAGGAAAAUAAAUUACUCGUAUCAGAAUCGAAGUGACAUGAAUGAAGAAGAUAAUGGAGCAAUUCAAGGCCCCUGGGGUAUCGAUGGAGAUACUGUGAUUAUAAAAGCAGAAUAUGAAGAUGAUGUGAUCAAGUUCCAUUUGCCUAUCUCAUUAACAACAUUCGAAGCUGUUGAGAAGGAAAUUGGCAAGAGGUUCAAGUUGAAAGUUACUACUUAUAAACUCAAGUACCAAGAUGAAGAUAAAGAAUGGAUAUUAAUGACUUCUGAUCAGGACUUGAGUGAUUGUAUCAAUAUUUCAAGAAGUGUAAAUGACACUCGAAUUAAGUUGCGUGUGCUACGAUAUAUAUCAAAUAUCUGAUUUGAAUCAUAUCAAUAAAGUUUUAAUGGGUGUGCCAUUCCAAAUUCUAUAGAUUGCAUAUCUAGAAGAAGAAGAAGAAGAAGAAGAAGAAGAAGAAGAAGAAGAAGAAGAAGAAGAAGAAGAAGAAGAAGAAGAAGAAGACA
This is a messenger RNA of Lactuca sativa (garden lettuce), 2240 nucleotides long. Its product is annotated as protein NLP6. Gene Ontology annotation, molecular function: DNA-binding transcription factor activity; protein binding. The record is from RefSeq and is a predicted model, not a curated record. NCBI's taxonomy places the organism in Eukaryota, Viridiplantae, Streptophyta, Magnoliopsida, Asterales, Asteraceae.